This is a messenger RNA of Choloepus didactylus (southern two-toed sloth), 552 nucleotides long. It is a transcript of the gene RPS12, whose product is annotated as ribosomal protein S12. The coding region runs from base 127 to 525 and encodes 132 amino acids. Lineage: Eukaryota; Metazoa; Chordata; Mammalia; Pilosa; Megalonychidae. Gene Ontology annotation, cellular component: ribosome; cytosolic small ribosomal subunit. Gene Ontology annotation, molecular function: structural constituent of ribosome. The transcript has 6 exons. Gene Ontology annotation, biological process: translation. The record is from RefSeq and is a predicted model, not a curated record.
GGGUCCUUAGAAGCCUUAAAUAUCGUUCUGCGGGCACGUACGGUCUUUUUCCUUGCCGCCGCCGGUUUGCGCGGAGGCGGAGGCUCGAGUGCUUUCAAGAUUCGGCUCCACCCGUAAUCCACCGCCAUGGCCGAGGAAGGCAUUGUUGCUGGAGGUGUAAUGGACGUUAACACUGCUUUACAAGAGGUGCUGAAGACCGCCCUCAUCCAUGAUGGCUUAGCACGUGGCAUCCGUGAAGCUGCCAAAGCCUUAGACAAGCGCCAAGCCCAUCUUUGUGUACUUGCAUCCAACUGUGAUGAACCUAUGUAUGUCAAGUUGGUGGAGGCCCUUUGCGCAGAACACCAAAUCAACCUAAUUAAGGUUGAUGAUAACAAGAAACUAGGGGAAUGGGUAGGCCUCUGCAAAAUCGACAGAGAGGGGAAACCACGUAAAGUGGUUGGUUGCAGUUGUGUCGUUGUUAAGGAUUAUGGCAAAGAAUCUCAGGCCAAAGAUGUCAUCGAAGAAUAUUUCAAAUGCAAAAAAUGAACAAAUAAACAUGGCUCUCACUUGUCA